CUCACCGCGUUCACGUGCGGCGCGACGGGCGUCGCGUCCGACGCUCUCCUGAAAAACGGCGCGGAGCGGUGGAAGGUUCGGCGGCUGAUGAUGAACAUCGCGACGAUCGGACCGUGCGUCGCGCUGCUGCUGUUACCGCUCGCGAAGUCCGCGACGAUCGCGGUCGCCUUGCUCGGCGUCAUGUUGGGCUCGCAAGCGGUCGCGAUCGGGGGAUACUUGGCGUACAUGCAAGACGUCGCCCCGGCGAGAGCUGGGGCUUUUCUCGGCGUGACCAACACCGUCGGCGUGGCCGCGGGCAUCGCCGCGAACGUGCUGACCGGGUUCUUGGUCGAGCGCACGGGGGGGUUCGACGCGGUGUUUUUAGUCACCGCGGGGGUGUACGCGUCGAGCGCGAUGGUGUGGAACGCGUUCUUGAAGGGG
Messenger RNA from Micromonas pusilla CCMP1545, 420 nucleotides. Its product is annotated as major facilitator superfamily. The transcript has a single exon. The annotation marks the transcript as partial. The record is from RefSeq and is a predicted model, not a curated record. Lineage: Eukaryota; Viridiplantae; Chlorophyta; Mamiellophyceae; Mamiellales; Mamiellaceae.